This is a messenger RNA of Ascoidea rubescens DSM 1968, 1110 nucleotides long. It is a transcript of the gene UTR4, whose product is annotated as putative acireductone synthase UTR4. NCBI's taxonomy places the organism in Eukaryota, Fungi, Ascomycota, Saccharomycetes, Ascoideales, Ascoideaceae. Gene Ontology annotation, molecular function: magnesium ion binding; acireductone synthase activity. The coding region runs from base 248 to 1009 and encodes 253 amino acids. The transcript has a single exon. The record is from RefSeq and is a predicted model, not a curated record.
CAACUUUUUUUCCACCUUUUCUAUUUGAUUUACUUGAAUUUUACCUGUAUAUAUCUUAAGUCAUGAAAGUUUCCCACAAAAAUUUCAGAUUAAACGAGUGAUUUUAUUACUAUCCAAUAGCUUCGUGCGUGGAAUUACUAAUGUUUUUUUUUUCCUUCGUCCUAUCUUCUCUCUCGUUAAAAUUUAAUUGCAUUUCCAAAAAAUCAAAAAGCUUAAAAAAUAUUCAACUUAUUGUUAUUCUAUAAGCAUGGCCUCAAGUAUUGCCAUCGUUCUAGAUAUUGAAGGCACUAUUUGUCCAAUAUCCUUUGUUAAGGACGUUCUAUUCCCAUAUUUUCUUAAAAAGAUACCCGAUGUUUUAAAUUCAAUCAAAUUUCCAAUUUCAAAUGCUACUGUCAAGGACCCUCAAAAUGAAAAACUCGAAUUAAUCCAAAUUUUAUCUUCUUUUCCAGAGGAUAAAAUCGCUUCAAAAGAAAAAUUAUUGGAUUAUAUCAAUUACUUGGUUUCAAAUGAUAUAAAAGAAAAAGCUUUGAAAAAUUUACAAGGCUUGAUUUGGCGGGUUGGUUAUGAAAAUGGUGAAAUCGUUUGUGAUUUAUUCUCUGAUGCUUUUCAGUCGAUUAAAGACUGGUCGACCAAGUAUAAAAUUUAUAUUUAUUCUUCUGGAAGUGUAAAGGCUCAAAAAUUGUUAUUAAAAUACGCUAGAGAUGAUAGUAAACCAAAAUCUUGCAUUGAGGAUUUAAAUCCUUACAUUACUGAUUAUUUCGACAUUAAUACUUCAGGUUAUAAAUUUCAAAAGGAGAGUUACGAAUCAAUUAAAAAAUUCAUUGGAUUAUCAUCUAAUCACCUAUUGUUUUUUUCUGAUAAUUUAAAAGAGCUUAUUGCAGCUAAAGCAGCUGGUUUUAAGGGUUUUCUUGUGAUUAGACCUGGCAAUUAUGAACCCAAUUAUGAAAAAGAAGGAAUCCCUAAGGGAACAUUUAAAACCAUUGAUAAUUUUAAUCUGUUAGGUUUGUAGAUUUUCUAUGUUUUAUUUAUUUAUUUAUUUAUUUAUUUAUAUUCUUAUUUUCAUAAUACAAUGGAUAUUUGAAAAGAAAAAAAAAUAUAAAAGAAAAGAAA